Molecule: messenger RNA, 903 nt
Organism: Penicillium olsonii
Lineage: Eukaryota; Fungi; Ascomycota; Eurotiomycetes; Eurotiales; Aspergillaceae
Source: the annotation of a GenBank genome assembly
AUGGCACAAGUUGGGGAAUAUCUCAAGGAAUACCAGGAUAUGCUGCAAUCCGAACUACGAAAUACCCACCCGGAACUUCUGAAAGGCUGUGACCGAAUACUCGAGUUUCUGGCUUCUGCACAAGGCGAUCGCCAGAUGCCUGAUUCUAGCAAUUCUCCACACGAAGAAAGCGAAGUAGCAUCCAACAAUGAAACAACUGACGGUACGCAAGAAAAAAGCCUAGCAUCAAAGCGGGCCACCGAACAGUACACCUCAACGCAAAGAAUGUCUCCAACAACAGACUCUGAACUGGAAACACGCCAUCUCAUCCAAUCAAACAUGAUGAUCAAGCUGGACCAGUCGGUUUCCGACACAAUCGACCGAUUUAUGGGUGGUAGUACAAAUUACUCCUACUCCUUUUUGGAAGCUUCUUUUGCGCGCAGACUGAAGCGAUUCAGUCUUGAACACGCUUUCCGGGUUUUCACUAAUCCGCAAUCCAAUCCGUAUGAAGUCUUUAGACUAUUUAGACUCGUGCCCUGUUUCCGUGAAAGAGAUAAGAUGCACCCCUACUUCAAGGAUCUAGUCACUUCGGAUCGAGGUCAUUCACUGGAAAUUUCGGCAUUGCCCUUUUACACCAUAGGUGGCGCUGGAACGCACUACCCUGAUCUGAACGGACACGGCGAUCCGAUAUACCCCCCGAAUAUGAGAGUCCCUCGACGUAUACUUGGAAUCAUACCUGGGAUGAAUGGAGAGGAUAAUUCGAUCCAUCUUGAUCAACCCCAGCAAAGCCAACUUCAGCUUUGUGGAUUUGGAGGGGAAUGGUUUGAUUGCCGAGAUGUGGAGGGGUUUCUCAGAGAAAAAGGAGUGCAAAUUACGGAAUCCUCUGUAUUUCCUUCAGUGAAAGAGGUCCAAAAUGGCAAGUGA